CAGCACUAGCCGCUGCGCCUCCGCCCCCUAACUCGUCAGACGCACGUAGAAACGUAGAUAGUCCUGACAGACAGGACGCCGCAGCCGCUAGAUAUCAGAUGCAAAACAAGUAAAUGGCAGGUCGCAAAGGCAUUGAGACAGCGGGAUUUACUAAUUACCUGCCUGGACCAGAGCGCUGCGUACUGCCAUAUGCUGAAUGAAUUGAUUGAUCCGGUGGCAUCCCGCACCUAGCUGCUAAUCCGGCCCUCAUCAUACCCCUGGGCAUAGGGGCGCUCAAUAGAAAGCAGACCGAAAGUAACAUUGCUUGCACGACAUUCCCCGGUGUUACUGUCUACUUACAGCUGCACUUUAUGUCUAAAUUGAUACUUAUAAGGAGCGAUUUGCAGUUCUGCUCAUGUAUCUACAGACAUGACUCCUCUAUGAGAACACUUACUGCUGCUUAACCAGGACAAGGAGACCGCUUCUCAAAGUUAAAAGUGGACUAGUAAAAAAAUGUUGGUUUUGAGAGACGUGGGGAUACCCCAGGCCUUGCUUUAGCAUAUGUGCUGGAGCCAUAAGACUGACUGUUUUCAUUGGUAAAGCCAGGCACCAUGUAUUUUUUAAGUGGGUGGCCAAAAAGGCUGCUAUGUCCACUAAAAACUGUGGAGAAGCCAUUUCACAUUCAGCCAGACUCCCAGAGGAUAUUUUUCUCGGUGUUGUCCCAGACACAACUCAGUAUUUGGUACAGCAGGCCCAGCGUAUUAAUAGCCAGUUACAAAGAGUCUGCAAAAGCAACAGCACAGUUUGGAAAUUAUAAACAAGCAGAAUGGAGACCAGACAGCAGCAUGAUUGUCAUUGCAACUGCCAAUGGAUACAUUUUGUUUUUUGACAUCAUACCAGUGGGAGAAGACAAGUAUCUGUACGAGCCUGUGUAUCCUAAAGGUAGUCCCCAUAUAAAGCUCAACCCCCAUUAUAAGGAAGAACAAUGUGCUCCGGCGUUAAAUUUAGAAACCAAAAAAGUAAUGGAUUUGCAAGCUUCCAUCACAAGUAUCCAGUCCAUGAUGGAAGAUCUCCUGGUGGCCACAGAGGAUGGCUUGCUUCAUAUUAUUCACUGGGAAGGCAUGACAAAUGGCAGGAAAGCGAUCAACCUUACAACAAUACCAUUCUCUAUCGACUUUCAACCUUCCAGAGCAGGUUCAUUCUUGGAUUUUGGGGAUGUGCACAUACGAGACAUGGAGUACUGUGCUACACUUGAUGGGUUUGCUGUUGUGUUUAAUGAUGGACGUGUUGGCUUCAUCACACCAGGAUCAAAUCGUCUCACAGCUGAUCAAAUCCAUGGUGUUUGGGCACCGGAUGUUGUUGAUGGAACCUGCGUUGCAGUGAACAACAAAUAUAGGUUAAUGGCAUUUGGUUGUGUAGGUGGAUCUGUUCUAGUCUUCACUAUAGACAACACCACAGGGGCCUUGCAGUUGUCCCAUAAAUUGGAACUUACACCAAAGCAGUAUCCAGAUAUGUGGAAUAAGACUGGGGCUGUGAAGCUGAUAAGGUGGUCUCCUGAUUGCAGUGUUGUUAUGGUGACCUGGGAGUGUGGAGGCCUGUCCUUAUGGAGUGUAUUUGGUGCACAUCUUAUAUGUACUCUAGGAGGGGAUUUUGAUUACCGAGCUGAUGGUACCAAAAAAGAGGCUUUGAGAAUUUGCUCUAUGAGCUGGGGUACUGAGGGUUACCAUUUGUGGGCAAUCACUGCUGACUCUUCUCAAAACACUGGCUAUGAGAUGAGUGAUAAGUCUGUUCCCCAGCAAUCUGGAAUCCUGCAGUUUCAGUUCAUCAAAAGCGCCCUUACUGUGAAUCCAUGCAUGAGUAACCAGGAGCAGGUUCUCUUACAGGGGGAGGACCGUUUGUACUUGAACUGCGGGGAUGCGACUCAGACACAGAAUGCAAGGAACGGUUCAUCUCAGUCUGAGCACAAGCCUCUGAGAGACAGGAGUCCUUUCCCUGGUAGCAGUGGGAAUUCUCAAGGAUUAAGCACUUUACUGGGACACAGACACUGGCAUGUAGUACAGAUACAGAGUACCUAUCUGCAGAGUAACUGGCCCAUUCGGUACACUGCCAUAGACAAGGUUGGGCAGAAUGUUGCAGUUGUUGGCAAAUUUGGAUUUGCGCAUUAUUCUUUGCUCACCAAAAAAUGGAAGUUAUUUGGUAAUAUCACCCAGGAGCAGAACAUGGUGGUGAGUGGAGGACUGAGCUGGUGGAAGGAAUUUAUUGUCCUAGCCUGUUUUAAUUUAAGCGAGCAACAGGAAGAGCUACGUGUAUAUCUGCGAACAUCCAAUCUGGACAAUGCCUUUGCUCAUGUCAUCAAAGUACAAUUGGAAACUCUGUUGCUCAGCAUCUUUAGAGACAUGGUGAUCAUCUUUCGAGCAGACUGCUCAAUUUGCCUGUAUAGUAUUGAAAGGAAAAAAGAGGGCCCUAAUCCUUCUGUGUGUUUACAAGUCUUGCAAGAGGUGUCCAUGUCACGUUACAUUCCCCACCCUUCACUUGUAGUGUCAGUUACUUUAACGUCUGUGAGAACAGAGACGGGUAUCUCCCUAAAAAUGCCCCAGCAGGCAUGUGAUGCGGAAAGCAUUUUGUUGAAUCUAGCUGGUCAGCUGAUCAUGCUGCAAAGAGAUAGGUCUGGCCCUCAGAUUCGAGAAAAAGAUGCCAAGACCCAUCAGCAUAAACUAUUACCUUUUUGUGCUCCCGUUGUCCUUGCACAGUCUGUAGAAAAUGUUUGGAGCACCUGUCGGGCCAACAAACAGAAACGUCACCUUUUGGAAGCUCUCUGGCUGAGCUGUGGCGGAGCAGGCAUGAAAGUAUGGCUUCCUUUGUUUCCCAGGGAUCACCGUAAACCACAUUCCUUCCUGUCCAAACGCAUCAUGCUGCCUUUUCACAUAAAUAUUUACCCACUGGCUGUUCUGUUUGAAGAUGCCCUUGUUCUUGGAGCCAUCAAUGAGACUGUUGCAUAUGACUGUUUAAAUAACCUCAGCACUUCCAGUGAACAUUUAGAAGUCCAUUUUCCCUUCUGUAUUGUGGAGAGGACAUCCCAGAUCUACCUCCAUCACAUUUUACGUCAGCUUUUAGUCAGGAACUUAGGGGAGCAGGCCCUGCUUCUGGCACAGUCAUGUGCUGCUCUUCCUUAUUUUCCUCAUGUACUAGAACUGAUGCUCCAUGAAGUACUGGAAGAAGAAGCUACCUCACGGGAGCCUAUUCCCGACCCUUUGCUUCCCACUGUGGCUAAGUUCAUUACAGAGUUUCCACUUUUCUUGCAAACGGUUGUACAUUGUGCACGGAAGACAGAAUAUGCCCUGUGGAAUUAUCUUUUUGCUGCUGUUGGUAAUCCCAAGGAUUUGUUUGAGGAGUGCCUAAUGGCUCAGGACCUAGAAACAGCUGCCUCUUAUCUCAUCAUCCUCCAGAACAUGGAAGCAGCUGCCGUUAGCAGGCAGCAUGCUACCCUUCUGUUUAAUACUGCUUUGGAGCAAGGGAAAUGGGAUCUCUGCAGACACAUGAUCAGGUUCCUGAAAGCUAUUGGAUCUGGGGAAAUGGAAACCCCACCUGCCACUCCCACCACACAGGAACCAAGUUCCACUGGUGGCUUUGAAUUCUUUAGGCACCGCAGUAUCAGUUUAUCUCAGUCUGCUGAGAAUUUUCCUUCUGGAAAGUUUAACCUCCAAAAAACCCAUAGCAUGCCCUCUGGAGCUGCUGGAAAACGGUGGAGUAAAGACAGUGACUGUGCAGAGAACAUGUACAUUGACAUGAUGCUGUGGAGGCAUGCUCGGCGACUUCUGGAAGAGAUCCGUCUUAAAGACCUUGGUGGUUUUGCUGCACAGCUAGGGUUUGAGCUUAUUGGCUGGCUAUGUAAAGAGCGCACACGUGCUGCCCGUGUUGAAGACUUUGUCACUUCCUUGAAAAAGCUUCAUAAGGAUUUCCUUUGGCCCUUCCCGGUGAUUCCAGUCGCAUCAAUUAAUUCUCCCUUUAAAAAUGGAAAGUUCAGGACAGCAGUCGGUGAACAGUUCUUGAAAUCCCAGUCAGCUGAUGGCUUCCUGAACAUGGAUGUAGAGACUCCCAUUCCCAGUGCUGUUCGUAGUCAUAGUUGGAUGGGCAGCUUGGGUACAUCUCAGAGAGAGAUGGACAGUACCUCAUCCCACAGUCCCCAUACCCAAGAUGCUUUCCUGUCCCCUCUAAUGAAUAAAGCAGAUGAAUGCAGUAUUGGCUCGGCAACUGACCUGACAGAGACGAGCUCCAUGGUUGAUGGGGACUGGACAAUGGUAGAUGAGAAUUUCUCUACCUUGAGUUUGACACAGUCAGAGCUUGAGCACAUUUCAAUGGAACUUGCUAAUAAAGGACCUCACAAGUCACAAGUUCAGCUGCGAUACUUGCUACAUGUAUUUAUGGAAGCAGGCUGCCUGGAAUGGUGUGUGAUAAUUGGCCUGAUACUUAGGGAAUCUUCAGUCAUAAACCAGGUAAUAAACCUGCUGCAGUGUCCAGAGGUGGCAGAAGAGAUGUUGCAAGGAAUACAAAGUGGGCUGCAAGCUGUGGAUGUUUGGGCUACCACAGACUGCCCUGGGUACAAACCAUUUCUUAACAUCAUUAGGCCUCCACUGCAAAAACUCAGUGCAACGACUGUGGAGCAGGUACAGACUGAAGCCUUCCAACCAACUAUCCCUAUCAAAUUUACAGAGCAAUCCAGUCCCUGCAUUGAAGAAAGUCGCAUCUCUACAAGUCACAGUAUCAGCCCUCAAAGUGACACCAGCAGUGUUAGUGGCAGCCGGCAUGAAGAGGACUUUUCAAGACAAGAAAAAGAUGAAACUUCCCAAGAAGGGAACUAUGAUUGUAUUGUUUCCUAGCAAACAGACACGAUGUGAAUUGAAAAUUGGAGCAGUAUUACUGACUUCUUUGCCAGUGGUGAUUGCACUGUGACAAACAUUGGAUUGGGUGUGGGCACACCACCCAUUUGGUUGGUUUCCAAGAAACCAUCACUUUAAAGAAAAUUUAAAGCCUUAUUAUUCCUACUUGUGUCUUGAGAUUUAUUUUUAAUUUUUAUUGUUCAAAAGCUUUUGGGCAAAUACUUUCAUAUCCAAGAAGCCAAUGUGAUGAUUACCAAAAAAAGAUUAGUAGAUGGCAUCAAGGUGUGCAUUGUUUGUCACUGUGCUGUGGAGAUUAUGCUGGAAAGAACCACCUGGCUGGUUAAUAAGCCUUCUAGUUUUUUCUUUCUACUUGUGUCCAGCAAUACACACUGCUAUAUCCCCACUUUAUUUUCACAGUUUACCACAUUCUUCUUUUUUGGUGGAGGCUCAAAUAACUAAGCACAAAAAUGUGUACUAGUAGUAGUAAAAAUGUAUACUAGAAUUUCCCCAGAUUGCUGUUCCAGUGGUGUGUUGUGUUACAAAGAAAGCUUUUGAUGACACAUAUCUUAUUCUUUACUAUUAAGGGCUGCGCCCAUCUAUUCAAUUUCCAGCACACGAGACAGGAGGUUAUUUGCUCACAACUGUCUAUCCAUGGACUUAAGCAGGCCAUUCACACACUUGUUCUUUUUAGUACUUUAUCCUACAAUUUCAAUCUGAAUGUUAGCUUUUAGAUCUUUGCACUUAAACAUACGAUCAAUAUCCGAAUGUUUGUCGGAAGAAGACUACAUUCAGAACAUGUACGGCCAGCGUUAAGUUGGUCAUACACAGGCAGAUUUAAGCUGCUGAUUAGAGUCCCUCAGACCGAAUCACCAGCUUAUCUGCCAAUGUAUGGGGCCCCCCUGGCAGAUAUCUUGGCAAAAAUCAAACGGAUAUCAAUCGAGUAGGUUUGAUUUUCCCAUCAGAUUGGGGACUGUAUUGUUGAUGAGGUCCUUACUCUGACAGCUCCUAUUCCCGUUGUUGUAAUCUGAUCAUUUGGCCCGAGGUCCAGACAAUCGUAUUACUCCUAUAUUGUCCACCUUAGCCACACAUAUUAGGGGACAGAUAUGCUCAUUUGGCAACCUUGCCAAACAUGCAGAUCUUAGUGUAUGGCCAACUUUACAUGGUUGGUUGCCCUGACUCUGUGGUUGCAAUGGCAAGUCAUUUAAUUAUUGCUCAAAAACAUGGCAAUUAUAGCUUUUGGAUUAUUAGCUGAUUCUCUUUUGCCUAAGCAGGGUCAGGGUGAUAACCAUGUAAGUCAGUGAAUGGGUAAUUGCAAAUGUUUUGCCUCCCACCAAGCUGGAAAUUACUUGGAUGGUAAAUGCUCCAUAUCAUGCCUUGUGCCAUAUAACUAAGAGGGGAGAGGGUAAAAAAGUUUUUGUUUGACCCCAAACUACAUCAGUUUCUAACAAGCUGUUAGCAGUGUUUGUUGCACCUCAGUGCUACAGAUGGGGAUGCCCACUGACAAACUUGUCAUCAUUAUGCCUGCCCCUUACAGACUGAACUCGUUCUUCCUGUUAGAGAAUUUCAAAGGAGAGGAAAGCAGUUAACUACAUAUUGCAUUGCCCGGUGCUCUGUUUUUUUUUUUUUUUUUUGUGGAUCUGAAAGUGUUUGAUAUUUAAGAAAAAAACUGUAAAUAGUCUGUAUUUUUGUGAAUACUUCUCUGAAAACAUUAUUCUGGUUGUUGGUUAUUGUUUGCAGGCACAUCGAGGCUAGUACUGUGACUAGCUGGAAAGCCAUUUUUGCACUUGCAGUGGACAUAGACUUUUAUUGCAAUGGUUUAUCAGCAGCACUGUGCAUCGACAGGAUCGCAAUUUUAAAACUACUGUGACUGCACCAGAGCAGUCAUUCUGCAGUCUAGCUGGCAGCCCUUUUUUUAACAUGGUACAAUAAGGUCUUAUUUAUUGCCUUUGUACAAUACUACACACGGAAGCAGAAUUCCUUGUAAAUAAAUAUGUAAUCGUGUUCCAUAACUUGCUAUUUGCAAUGGGAAUUUGAAUGAUAAAAAUGUAUUUUUGAGCAUUUUUAUAAAGUGUAUUGACUUAAACUUUAUUUUAACUUUCAUAUAACAUGCCUGUUCCGACAGACUACAUGAAUUGCACAUGCUGUUAUUUUAUAACAGACUUAUUUGGGAGCCUUCCGACUUCUCCCAUUAUUUACCUUUUCCUAACCCAAUAUGUAAAUGCAAAGCGAAUCCCUUAACAGUAUUAAAAGAGGUUACCAAUGGAAUUGUACUGUGCAAUUUGAACAAAGUACAGUGUAUUAUUUUAUACCAGACAUACAUGUUUAUUUUUAUAAAGCAUAUAUUUAUCUAUUAAGUGGACCAAAGGUUUGGUCAUUGUAGCACCAUGGAGCCAGUUGGGAAACCUAGACAAUAUGCAGAAGAAGAGCUAUGAAAUAAUACAAGCGGCCUCUUAAAUAAUAGCAGUCUGCAGUUCUUGAUAUUUACAGAUUGUUAAACCCAUACCUCUGGAACAGACAUUUAAAAGGUUAACCAAACUUUAUAUAUAUAUUUUUUUGCUUCUUUUCUGUACUCUCAAAUAAUUUUUCAUUAGCCCAGAACCAUGAGAAGCCACCAUGUUUAGUGCAGCAGUUAAAUGGUAGGGUAUAAUUCUCCCAGUAAUGCCUUACCACUGUUAGCCAUGCAGAACAAUAAGCUUAUAUAUUUAUAUCUAUUGCUUUUGUGGUUAAACAGAUAUUCAUUGCAGUACCAUAAAGCUGGCCACUCGUGGUGCAACAGGUGUAAAGCAAUUUUCCCAUUUCAAUCAUUGCUUUGUGAGGUGGAACUCUGGAGCAAAACUGGCCCAAGCUUUAUUAAAUGUAUUCUUCCUGACUUCCAAGUCUUUGCAUAUUUAACAACAAGGGCAGUUGCACAGGUUUUUACUUCAGCAAGGAUCAUUCUGUGGCAUGUUGCAGAAUCUGAAGGCACUGUUAGACCUACAUCAUGUGACUUGUAGUAGUCUGCAAUAAAUGUUUUCUAUUGGGUACAUCUCACUGGCUAUACAAAUUGCAGCAGAGACCUAUCCCCCUAGCUGAUUGUAUUUUCAGCUUGAUUACAAGCUGUUCACUCCAAGUUGCCCGUGGCAUUAACUUUUCUUUCUUUUCAUUACUUGUAUUGUAUAAAAUAACUGGGUCACACCAAGGGUGUUUUUUACGUCUCUUAAGGACCUCUAAACUGAGCCAACAAUGGGUCCAUUUAUUUUCAAACUGGGCUAUCACUAACAUUCAAUUGUUCUCAGAAAAUAUUUUUUCUUCAGUAGCAGUUAGCUCCAAUGUUCAGUUUUUAGUCUUCAGCUUUUUAAUAGGUGUUCCAUAAAGGAAUCUGAAGCCCCAUGAGAUGAUUGUGUGCAUUUAGGCCACAUACAUGGAUACUUUGUACUAAUGUAAAGGGAAGCUGGGCAGGAGUCCAUGGUUAAAGCCAUAGGGAAGCACAAAGGCCAUUACAGGUUCUGGAAUCUCCCUACAGGCUACAAAUAAGGGAUGGGCUACUUAUAAUUGAAGCGAAGGCAUUUUGUUUCAGCAGUCCAGUAACUAUUGCAGUUAUUAGAUAGAUGUCAAAUGUCAUAGCUAUUAAAUGUACAUAGAAUAUAAACCAUUUCAUAAAAUGCAGCUUUUAGUGGUUUUCACUAAGACUGGAUGGCCCAAAAUGGCAGAAAGUAUAUUGGGAUCUCACUUAAUGUCCUUCAGUUACAACUUGCUGUCCCUUCUAUGGUGCAUAGUGUUCCAGCAUGCAACAGAAUGGGCCCUGCUGAAAUGUAAUGGGGACCAGUGUCUAUACCCUUCAAGACUCGGAACUCACACAAGAUACAUAUAAUAAGGUCCACAGUUAGGGCUUCUGAGAAAAUACCAUCUUUAAACCCAUAAGAUGGGAUUGUGAUAUGUGGCCUGCAUUAUAAGCUACUGACCAUAUU
Molecule: messenger RNA, 8803 nt
Organism: Xenopus tropicalis (tropical clawed frog)
Lineage: Eukaryota; Metazoa; Chordata; Amphibia; Anura; Pipidae
Gene: ric1
Product: RIC1 homolog, RAB6A GEF complex partner 1
Exons: 26
Coding region: 591-4856 (1421 amino acids)
Biological process (GO): intracellular protein transport
Cellular component (GO): membrane; Ric1-Rgp1 guanyl-nucleotide exchange factor complex; cytosol
Source: RefSeq, a predicted model, not a curated record